CAGUUGAAUUUUCCCGAUCUAUGAGGACCAAGACUUUUGGAAGGUUACUAAGAGAAGGUCCAGUUGAAUGACGAAAUCUAGAUGGUGUUAGUGGAAGAUUUUGUUUUUUUCUUUUUCCGUGACAUAAUUUUCCAUGGAGCAAUUAAUUCACUUGGAAAAUGUAAGUGGUGGGGAUCCUUUUCAUGUCUAUAUAAGGUCUAGAAAGUAGGGGUUUUGGCAAUAGAGUUUCGGCCUUCCUUCAAUUCUUCACUUUUCUUUUGUACCGUCUCUCUAUGUCUCUCAUGGGGAAAUCCUAUUUAGCCGGUAACUUUGGUUUUAUGGCUUCAACAUUGCUGCUGUUUGGCCUGCUAAUGGCAUCCCUAGAUAUCUCAAGUGCUCAAAUAGGUGUUUGUUAUGGAAUGCUUGGCAACAACUUACCACCAAGGCCAGAAGUUAUAGCUCUCUUCAACCAGAGAAACAUCAGAAGAAUGAGACUCUAUGAUCCAGACCAAGCUGCUCUCCGAGCUCUCGGAGGCUCCAACAUUGAGCUGAUGCUAGGGGUUCCAAAUACCGAUCUUCAGCGUGUCGCUGCCAAUCAAGCCAAUGCAAACACUUGGGUCCAGAACAAUGUUAGAAACUAUGGCAACGUUAAAUUCCGCUACAUUGCUGUUGGAAAUGAAGUCAAACCUUCGGAUCCGGUGGCACGAUUUCUAGUCCCUGCCAUGCAAAACAUUCGCAAUGCAAUUGUUGCAGCUGGCCUAGGGAACCAAAUCAAAGUUUCCACAGCAAUCGACACAGGGACGCUGGGAGAAUCUUUUCCUCCAUCAAAGGGGUCUUUUAGGUCUGAAUACAGGCCACUUCUCGAUCCCAUCAUUCGCUUCCUGGUGAACAACCAAGCCCCAUUACUUGUUAACUUGUACCCCUAUUUCAGCUACGAUGGCAACCCGGCUAUCAACCUGGAUUAUGCUCUGUUCAGAUCUCAAAAUCCUGUCGUCUCAGAUCCUCCCUUGCAAUACCGUAACCUUUUUGAUGCCAUCUUGGAUGCUGUUUACGCUGCCCUGGACAAGGCUGGUGGCGCUUCUUUGGAGAUUGUUGUGUCGGAGAGUGGAUGGCCAUCCGCUGGAGGUGGGGCACGGGCAGCAGCCAAUAUUGAUAAUGCAAGAACUUAUAACCAGAAUUUGAUCCAGCAUGUGAAAGGAGGUACUCCAAAGAAGCCUGGAAAGCCUAUAGAAACUUAUAUUUUUGCCAUGUUUGAUGAGAAUAACAAACGGGGCGACGAAAUUGAAAGACACUGGGGACUGUUUCUUCCAAAUAAGCAGCCUAAAUACCCAAUCAAUUUUAACUAAAUGGAGCUGCUGAUUAAAAUCCGUAAGAGAAGGGCAUUUCAGCCAUGCUAUAUUAUAUUUAGCGAAAUAAGAGCGUAGUGCUUAUCCCUGCUUAAGGGAGAGCAAAAUAAGCGUAUACCAGCUGCUAGAAAAUAUUCAAAAUAAUAAAACUCACAGGAUUUACAUGUUACAUGUGAUGAAAAGUUGUGUCUACUUUUUACUUCAAAAAAAAAAGUGUUUACUCUUAUUUGUUACGAGUUCUC
Durio zibethinus is the source of this 1567-nucleotide messenger RNA. Lineage: Eukaryota; Viridiplantae; Streptophyta; Magnoliopsida; Malvales; Malvaceae. The record is from RefSeq and is a predicted model, not a curated record.